Molecule: messenger RNA, 2171 nt
Organism: Puntigrus tetrazona (Sumatra barb)
Lineage: Eukaryota; Metazoa; Chordata; Actinopteri; Cypriniformes; Cyprinidae
Product: gastrula zinc finger protein XlCGF8.2DB-like
Exons: 2
Coding region: 511-1386 (291 amino acids)
Biological process (GO): regulation of transcription by RNA polymerase II
Cellular component (GO): nucleus
Molecular function (GO): DNA-binding transcription factor activity, RNA polymerase II-specific; RNA polymerase II transcription regulatory region sequence-specific DNA binding
Source: RefSeq, a predicted model, not a curated record
ACCCGAGGGCACCUGACGACCCGUACACAGGCCAAUGGUUCCCUCUGCACCAGACGAACCGAUUGCCCCCUAGACCUGGCUGGCAGGCUGCAUCGUACACCAAGAACCAUCGUCCUUCAGAAGCCGAGCGUAAAAAUAAACAGGAAACCCUACCGAGCCCUCAUCGAUUCUGGCAGUGCAGUCACACUUGUUCGGGCAAGCAUCCUGGCUCCACGGCCGGAAACAAAGGUCUUCAUCCCUAUAACUUGUGUGCACAGUGAAACAUGGCAAGUACCCUCGAGAAGGAUUAACCUGUUGACCCUGUCGUCCACCUGGCCCUUUGAAGUCGGUAACGUGAAGGACCUUCCCAUCCCGCUGCUAUUGGGACGAGACUGGCCCGGUUUUGACCGCCUGCUAGCUUCUGCCUCCCAGCCUGUCAGCCACAGAGGGAACCGCAGACAAUGGAGGCCAACCAGAAGGACCCAACACCAGCCAACGCUGCUGGCUUCCGACAGCAGAAGAGAUGACUUGAUGACAAUAAAAGAAGAGCGUCAAGAAGCGAAAGAAAUAGAAGAGAAAUAUCAAUAUAAGAGGCGUGAUUUCUUGGCUGUAGAAAAAUCCAUACCGACUGAAAGAAAUUCCGUUCAGAAGACCAAACCUCCCAGUUACUUAACUUGUCACGAAUGUGGAAAGUGUUUCACAAUAAAAGGAAACCUUAAUGAACACAUGAAAACUCACAUUAGAGAGACGCCAUUCCCGUGUCUAUACUGUGGGAAGACUUUCAAACUAAAAGGAAGCCUGGAUGAACACGUGACCAUUCACACUAGAGGAACUCUGUUGUUCACUUGUGAUUGGUGUAGAAAGAGUUUCAGAUCUCAAGGCACUUUAAACACCCACAUGAGAGUUCACUCCGGAGAGAAACCCUUCACCUGCCAGCACUGUGGAAGGAGUUUCACACUGAAAGCAAACCUUAAACAACACCUGAAGAUUCACUCCGGAGAGAAGACAUUCAUCUGCCUGCACUGUGGGAAGAGUUUCCUCACAAGAAGAACCCUGAAUCAACACACAAGCAUUCACUCUGGGAAACCAUUCACUUGUGAUCAGUGUGGAAGGAGUUACAAAUACGAAGAGAGCCUGAAGUCCCACAUGAGGGUUCACACCGGAGAGAAGUCCUUCGUUCGUGAUCAGUCUGGACACGGAGAGGGUGGUUUUCAUCAGUGUGAUCGGUGUGGAGAGAGCUUCAGCUGUAAAGUAAGCCUCUACACUCAUGUGAGACUUCAUACUACAGAGAAGGCUUUCACCUGCCAGCUGUGUGGAGAUAGCUUCUUACAAAACGGAAAUCUGAAGUCCCACAUGAGGAUUCACACCGGAGAGAAACGAUCGGUGUGGAAAGAGUUUCAGACGUGACCCUUGAUUCACACGGGAAGAGGAAAUGGAUCAUAAAUAGACUUUGAACAGAUUAAAUGUUGUUAAUACCAAGCAAAUGUAAAGAAAUGACGUGACUGGGGAUGUUUGUUUUAAUGGCACCAGAAAAUAUGUGAAAAUAGGUGAAAUUCACACUGAAGUGGCUCAAAGCUGAUUGUCUACUUUCAUAACUUUUGCAUUCUUUGUUUUUUCUAUGUAUUGGCUUUUUAUUUUGUCUUUGCAUGUUUUUGCAUUCAUGCCAAUGUGAUUUAGAGGAUUUACAAAGAAAAAGUGAUGGCGCAAUUGAAUAAAAUCUACCCAUUGCCCUUUUCAACAUAAAACCAACAGAGCCUAGCUCCUGUCAAAUUAUUAGAAUUAGUUUUUAACCAUGUGUACUGCUUGACUCUGGGAAACUCCCUCCACACAUCCACUAAACUAUGUUUAUUGAUUCAUUUCUUUAAACUCUCAGCAGAAGGAUGGUGAGGUUCAUCAUGAUUCCUGUCCCAAUAUGAAUUAACAGUACAAUUAAAAUCUCCACCGAGGACAACAUUUUCCUGAGGACACUAUAAUAAGGCAUCAGAAAGUAUUUUAUCAAAGAAGAGCCAAUCUUGACCAUCAUUUGUUGCAAACACAUUAAUAAAAGAAAAAUAAGCAUCACCAACAGCAAUAUCAGCGCUCAAAAUCCAGCCAGGUGUUAUUUGUAUACUAACAAAUGGAGAAAAAAAGAAUGGCAACUCCUGCACUUAAGGUUUGUACCGUGACUUAAUAAAUCACCACCUUUAUAUUCA